GUAAAAUUUUCGAUGUAUCGAAGCAAAACAUCGAUAUUUUCAUUGCAUCGAUGUUUUUCCGGCAUUCCUAGUCAAAAGUGCGCGCCAAUUUUACUAGAGAAGACUCGCGAAAGUUAUAACAUUUUAAUAUAUUGCAUAAAAUAAUAAAAUAAGCAUUUCCUGCAAUGGAUUUUCGCCGCAAAACGCGACCACGUCUAGACCGUAAGCCUCAGUUUGAGAAUCUCGAAGCACAAUACCCGCACAAUGUUGCACUAUACCGUUUUCCGCCAACGGAAGACAUCAAAAUACAUGACUUCGAGGAUCUGGCGUUGGAACGCCUCAAAGUUCUACGAAUUCUUGAACAGGCGACUUCUAAAAAUCUACGUUUUCUAUCAGAUGAAUGGAAGGAAUCGGUGAACGCAGAGCUUAACCGCGAAGGUCUUAAGGGCUACUUGCGUCUUUGUACAAACAGUAGCGCUAAUUCGACAGCGAAUAGCACCAAGUAUGAGUUGGAAUUACAGGCAAGGCGACGUGAUUACAUUUCACAUUUUAUACUACGUUUGGCUUACUGUCGCACAGAGGAGUUAAAGCGUUGGUUCCUGACGCGAGAAAUGGAGCUGUUUAAAUACAAAUUUUCAUCUAUGAGCAGCACUGAUAUCAAACAUUUUCUGGACCUAAAUAAAUUGGAGUAUACGCCGCUUUCCGAAUCGCAGAAAGACGCAGUAAAAGAUGGUCUCUAUGAGAGUACAGUUGGUCAGAGUGUUUCCAAGAUUGAAUUACUGGACUUUUAUAAAGUACCAUUUACACAAGUGUUAGAUUUGGUGCGCACUCGGCGCUGUUAUCUUAAGGAUGGUUUUGCAUAUGUCAACACGCAAGACUUUGUCUCAAUUAUAGCGGUGCUGCAGCUUAACGAAAUUGAACAUGGAUUGCAAUCUGCACAAAAGCUUAUUCGUGAAGUAGAGACAGAUGAGCGCAUAUUUCACUUGCUUAAAUCGCUACAUACAUCAUACACAGGAAAAGAUUAUGCGCUUAGCAAAGAAGGAAAUGUGCCGCCUGAAUCACUAGAUCAGCUUUCCAAAAAGUCAUUCCCGAUCUGCAUGCGCACUUGCCAUGAGCAUUUACGAACCCAUCACCAUCUUAAGCAUGGCGGUAGAAUGCAGUAUGGCCUUUUUCUAAAAGGUAUUGGCGUAACGUUGGAAGAUAGCCUGCGGUUCUUUCGUGAGGAAUUUACUAAGAAAAUCGAUGCGGAACAAUUCGCAAAGCGUUAUGAAUACAAUAUUUAUCAUAAUUAUGGCAAAAAGGGUUCAAUGAUCAGUUAUGUGCCCUACUCUUGCCUUAAAAUUAUCCAAGAAAAUCCAGUUCAAGAUGAUUGCCGUGGUUGUCCCUAUAAAUCAAGUGAUCCAAGUCUGUUAAAAAUGAAGCUCACAUCUUACGGUUUAUCUUCAGCACAUGUUCAAGAGAUUAUGACGUAUGCUACAAAGGGUCACUAUCAGUUAGCAUGUGGCAAAUAUUUCCAAAUAAUGCAUGAAUCCCCAGGGGAUAUGGCAAUAAACCAUCCGAAUCAGUAUUUCGAGGAAAGUCAAAUUUUGAUGGGAAAUCGUACAUCAAAGAAAGCAGCUAAUGCUAGCAUACGUAAGCCGAUGAAGCGUGGUGCCAAUGAUACGACACAAGUAAUGAACGCCGAUGAAGAUGACGAGCUGUGGAACAUUGCGGAAACUCAAGAGAGCACUUUCCAUAGCCAGCAAGCAGAAAGAAGUGCGUGGGAUGAAGAUCUUGAUCUGACGGCAAUCGACUGUUAGCGGAAUAGA
Messenger RNA from Rhagoletis pomonella (apple maggot), 1787 nucleotides. RefSeq names its product DNA primase large subunit (gene Prim2). Bases 165 to 1778 code for a protein of 537 amino acids. Gene Ontology annotation, biological process: DNA replication, synthesis of primer. The record is from RefSeq and is a predicted model, not a curated record. The transcript has 2 exons. NCBI's taxonomy places the organism in Eukaryota, Metazoa, Arthropoda, Insecta, Diptera, Tephritidae. Gene Ontology annotation, cellular component: alpha DNA polymerase:primase complex.